Molecule: messenger RNA, 294 nt
Organism: Caenorhabditis bovis
Lineage: Eukaryota; Metazoa; Nematoda; Chromadorea; Rhabditida; Rhabditidae
Source: the annotation of a GenBank genome assembly
AUGGCGGAAUCCGGCGGGCGAUUCCGCGUGCAGAGCGUGAUGACCGAAAGCGUCGGCAACGUCUCGACGCGGUCCGACGAUCUCACGAAAUCUCAAGUCCUCGCGCAGCCCAACGGAUCCAUCGGUAUAGCCGAUUCGGACAAGACCUCUUUCUCCUUCGUCUUAUGGGCUGUACGAAUUCUCAACGAAAACAUGCUUCUUCUUCUUCUUCAUCCAAUCAUACUUCAGCUCCAUUCGGCUAAUGCGCCAAUCCGAGCUCGUACUGGGCCGGACCAAUUUGUCGAGCUCGAAUGA